AUGACAAUAGACGGCAAAACUGUUUGCAAAUUGAUUCAAUCGUUUCCGGUAUUGCUAAUUCUCGCUCAAAAACAUGAGAAAUGUCUGAAAACUCCUUUCGUUUACAAACCGCCCAGUCCGACCCACCCUCCCGAGUAUUACGAGGCCUACGACGCGUUAAUCCAAAACUUGUUUGGCGACGACUGUUAUAAAAAAACACACGACAAGAAAUGCCACGCUUAUCCCAGCGAUUACGAACACGGGACGCCGAUCUACGGCCACGAAACUCCAGCCUACGCGCACGGGUAUCCCACGUACGGACAAGAAUACCCGAUCUACGGCCACGGUCAUCUGAGUGAUUCUAAUACGUUAUACGCCGCCUCUUUUCCGGACGAAAAUUUAGCCUUCACGAGAAAGGGAUUAGUGGGGAAUAUUACGAAGUACGUGUAUAAGAGUGACUACGCGCCGAAUCAGAAACACAAUGUGAAGAGAAGGGUCAAAGUCGUCGUUAAGAGCAAAGGACAGAAACGGUCGCAGAAGCUGAAAAGAGGUUCGUACUUUAAGGAUAUAUUUAAGGUUAUACAUUGCAAUUUCAGUCGCAUUGACCACCGUCGGUGA
This is a messenger RNA of Leptosia nina, 597 nucleotides long. Lineage: Eukaryota; Metazoa; Arthropoda; Insecta; Lepidoptera; Pieridae. The record is from the annotation of a GenBank genome assembly.